Molecule: messenger RNA, 870 nt
Organism: Penicillium egyptiacum
Lineage: Eukaryota; Fungi; Ascomycota; Eurotiomycetes; Eurotiales; Aspergillaceae
Source: the annotation of a GenBank genome assembly
AUGUCAGGUCUUCCAGAAGGGCGUAUCGUCCGAACCUUCUCUCGCAUGGGGACACUCCAAGUUGAGGCUAGAAAUAUUUUGAAGUGGUUUGAGGACCAUGAUGACGGAAAUCAAUGGAUUGUGGUGCUGGGCCUGCCCCCAAACAUCAUUGAGAGGCUGGACAACGAUCCCCACACCAGCCUCGGGGGAGUAACCUAUCGGUUCCAAUGGGAACAAACCACUGGGCUUAUUAAAGUCGUUUCUAGCCAUAUCCAUGAAGGGGUGACACGUCAAUUCGCAAAUUUCGUCACUUCUAAACUAGUUGGUAUGGGAAUUCCCUUGUGGUUUGGAGCGACGACAUACCGCUUCUCCGCUGGCAAAGGGAAGCAGGGCGAUGAUGUGUUUGUUCCGCCCUCUCGGUGCUUGCUAACCGUCGGCUGGCCGACCCUUGUUAUUGAAACGGGGUUUUCGGAGUCGCUCCCACGCCUUCGCCAGGAUGCGUUCAAGUGGUUCGCGGACUCGAACGGAGAGGUCCGGUUUGUGAUCCUCGUCAAGGUCCGAUCGCAAACUUUCUUUUAUGAAAAGUGGUACCUGGCCCCGCCGAAUGCCCCCCGGCCCUUCACCCGCGCGUAUACCGAUAUGCCCUGCUCACAAGUGCCGAACACACCCCCACUUAUCACACAACCGGUACCGGUCCAACAGCCCUACUGUGCCAGCGAGGUCAGAGUGACCCUCAGCGCGGUCGCCGGACAGCCCAACCUGGUGGUUGGUGCCCCUAUGGUGUUUCCAUUCGUCGCCCUGUACGACCGCCUCCCAGCGCCGGGUGAAAAUGACAUUUUCUUGCAACAAACUGAUUUUGAAUGCAUGUCGGAAGUUCUCCUCCUUCUCUAA